ACCGUCACCUGCAAAGGUUUUGUGUUUCCAACACGUUUUAAUUUUUUUCUGGACAGUUGUUACUCACAGAGCAGACGUUAUUACCGUAAACGCGAGUAACUACCGGUAUGUUUGUCGAAUAAUCAAGGCUGUUCAUAUGUGAUAUGGAGAAAAAAAAACCGGCCAAGUGAAAAAGAAUUAACGAGCUAAUUAGCUAGCACAGCAGUUAUUUUGUCAUUAAACCUCGCGUAAACCAACUCAAGAAGCCUCGCUGCUAUUUAAAAAGCAAAAUAUCGUGUAACGUUUGUUAGAAAAUAAGUAAUUUUUGGCGCCUUUCUGAUUGGGAGCUGGACCUACCCCGGCAGGUGAUUGGAUGACGUCGUGCCACGUGCACGCUCCCGCCUCCCCUUUUGCUGCCACACGAGGACUUUUAAUCGUAUGUCAGCGCUGCCGUCUGAGGAAACACGCACGGAGGUUCAGACUGCAGCCUUGUGCAGAGUCCAUAGAAGCUCUGGCCACUUAAUGCAUUAAGUUUGGACUGCUUUUAAAGAAUCGUGAUGGCUUUGAGAUCAUUUGACAUUGAUGCUCCACGAUGGGACCAGUCUUCGUUCAUGGGCCGGCUGAAACACUUCUUCAACAUCACUGACUGUCGAACGGCGCUCUUAUGUGACUCACGUUUGGAUGAUGCCAAAGCACUCGUGCAGAGCUGCAGGGAAGGAUCCAUUCCGCCCGGCACCACAGAGCAGCAGCUCCACUAUGCAAAGAAGCUUUACGACUCAGCCUUCCACCCAGACACGGGCGAACGCAUGAACCUCAUCGGCCGCAUGUCCUUCCAGGUCCCAGGAGGCAUGGCUAUCACCGGCGCCAUGCUGCAAUUCUACAGGAGUGUUCCUGCUGUGGUGUUCUGGCAGUGGGUGAAUCAGUCCUUCAACGCUCUGGUCAACUACACCAACCGAAACGCUGCUUCUCCCAUCACUCCCAAGCAGAUCGGUGUGGCGUACGUAACGGCAACCAGCACAGCUUUGGCAACAGCUGUGGGACUGAACCUCUACACAAAGAGAGCGCCUCCUCUUGUUGCUCGCUGGGUUCCGUUCGUAGCCGUAGCAGCCGCCAACUGUGUUAAUAUUCCCAUGAUGAGGCAACAGGAACUCUUGAGCGGUAUCGCAAUUACAGAUGAGAAUGGUAACAAACUCGGCCACUCUAAGAAAGCAGCGGUAAAAGGCAUCACACAGGUGGUCAUCUCUCGGGUCACAAUGGCAGCACCUGGAAUGAUUAUUCUUCCCAUAAUUAUGGAACGGCUGGAAAAAUACAAGUUCAUGCAGAGAAUUACUUUUCUUCAUUUUCCGAUUCAAGUGACAUUGGUGGGAGUGUUUCUGGUGGUCAUGGUGCCCGUCGCUUGCUCCUUGUUCCCUCAGAGAUGUUCCAUGGCAGUGUCAAAGCUGGAGCUGGAGUUGAAGGACAGCAUCAGGGCUCAAUAUGGAGACAGUAUACAACGUGUCUAUUUCAAUAAAGGCCUCUGAACCAGAGGAGGCCAGUAAAUGUCUUACACCCAAGACUGAAUACAUAUUUUACGUAAUUCAUCGCCUGUUUUUUUUUUUGUUUUUUUUCUCUUCUGUGAUGUAAUUUCAACAAUCUUAAUUUCUUCAUUACAAAAAUCAGAGGACAUGCUUACAACAUACAUAUACCUCUGCCAACGUACAACAGUUCUCUGUUUAUCUAUCUUAAACUGAUUUGAAGUGUAGUUGGGGAUGCUGUUUUGCCAAAGUAAAAAUUGGACGUGGCUAUAGACAUUUCUGUGCUGUUGUGGUCCAAGUGGCUAAAACAGAACCUGGUAGUACCA
Thalassophryne amazonica is the source of this 1819-nucleotide messenger RNA. It is a transcript of the gene sfxn2, whose product is annotated as sideroflexin 2. The transcript is spliced from 12 exons. The record is from RefSeq and is a predicted model, not a curated record. Gene Ontology annotation, cellular component: mitochondrial inner membrane. Bases 537 to 1499 code for a protein of 320 amino acids. Gene Ontology annotation, molecular function: monoatomic ion transmembrane transporter activity. Gene Ontology annotation, biological process: serine import into mitochondrion; monoatomic ion transport. Lineage: Eukaryota; Metazoa; Chordata; Actinopteri; Batrachoidiformes; Batrachoididae.